AUGAUAACUUCGGCAGAGGCAAGCGUCAUUUCCAUCUCCAUGGAGGCCAUCCUUUACGGUAUUUCGGUACCGAUGUUCAUCCUCACUAUGUGGAUUCUUCGACAGAGACAGAGACGAGGCGUACACUAUGCUAUGAUAAUCUCAGCCUGCGCACUGCAAACUUUGGCUACAAUGGAACUCAUAGUGAACAUUAUCCGCAUCUAUCAAGACUUUCUCACUAUUGGCCCCUUCCUGCCUCGCGGACCAGAACAAUUCUUUCAGGAUGUGACGCAGAGAACGUGGAUUACCAAGAGCUGGCUAUACAAUAUUCAGACACUAAUUCUGGAUGGUGUCGUUAUCUAUCGGACGUACAUCGUCUGGAAGAAAAUUUACAUCAUUAUUAUUCCAGUCCUAGGUUGGCUGGCCCUGCUUGUGACGUGUGUUUGUCUAAACGUCGCAUUCGCUACUGCCGUGGAACAUAAAGACGAUAUGUUUGCUAAGCCUACAGGUCAAUGGAUCACCGCCGUAUACACAACGACUCUAGUGACAAACCUCUCUGCAACAACUCUCCUCGCAUUGCGUAUCUGGCGCGUAAACCGCGAAGCUUCCGAAUAUAGAUCCCAAGGACGCGUGGCGUCGGUCCUUCGCAGCGUCAUUGAAUCCAGAGCAAUAUAUUCAGUUACAGCAGCGUUGAUCACAUUCGUUAUCACAUCCUUAGGAGUCUACGUCCUCUUUUAUAUGACCUCGCCUAUAAUAUCAAUCGUCUUCAAUAUGAUCAUUAUCAGACUCGGGUUUGCGACCGAGUGUCAUUUACCAGUUGUCAGCACCACAGUACAGCAAGGAAGGAGGUUCGAGCCUUCCAGUCAGGGAAAUCGUGACAGCAUUCGAGCUUCUCGUGAAAACUCAGGAUUCGGGAUGAAAUCUCUAGAAGUCGAGAUCACACAACACGUCGAGACGGACGCAGAUGCGACUUCCAUCGCCGAAACGGGGAGGGAAGAAGGAAGGAGGCUAGCUAGUGAAGCGGCGAGAAUACCACUCUAA
Molecule: messenger RNA, 1020 nt
Organism: Fomitiporia mediterranea MF3/22
Lineage: Eukaryota; Fungi; Basidiomycota; Agaricomycetes; Hymenochaetales; Hymenochaetaceae
Exons: 7
Coding region: 1-1020 (339 amino acids)
Source: RefSeq, a predicted model, not a curated record